Molecule: messenger RNA, 1376 nt
Organism: Leguminivora glycinivorella
Lineage: Eukaryota; Metazoa; Arthropoda; Insecta; Lepidoptera; Tortricidae
Exons: 6
Coding region: 16-867 (283 amino acids)
Source: RefSeq, a predicted model, not a curated record
UUAGCGGAGUUCGCCAUGCAACAAAUCGCUCGCAAGCCUGCUCACCUGCUGCCGGACAAAGAGAAAUUCCUGCAGGAGCUAUACUCGACUGUUGCUCUGGCUUUCCUGGAUCAGAAACGAGUCGCAGAAAGCAUGAGCGAAGCGGAUCGCGAAAAGAAAGCAUUCCUCAUGCUUGGCAUUGCACUGUCAAGGGAACCGAGCAAAGAUUCGCUGUGGCGGGCCAGGCCUAUGGCGCCUCAUACUGAUGUCAAGACUCGCUUACGCAACCUCGAGCGCUCUGUGGCCCUAGCUGAGCGUGCGUCCGAACGCUGCUACAUCCUGCACGAGCUAGCUCGCCUCUAUGCUGACACCAAGAAGGCACAGAAAGCUAGAUAUUAUUCUACCAAGUGCCAAGCAGAAGCCCGAUCGGCAGGCCAAAGCGUGUGGCUCCUCAACGCCACCUUCCUUCUGGCAAGAUGCCACGUCCUCCAAAACAAUAGACCUGACGCUCGAGCCGCGCUACUAGAAGGCGCUUCCUUGGCUCGAUCCUUUGGAUAUGGCGAUGUCUCCGAAUUCUUUGACACAUGCGCCAACGUGUCAACCGAAGGGGAAAUCCUGCUCUCUGAGGAGCCGCUAACUAAAAGAGAGAAGGACAUGGUGAGCCUCAUGCAGGACGAUGACUUAAAGUCCGCCGCCGAACAUCUGUUCAGGAGGAUGUCUACAGUUCCCGUUGCCAGGCGCUUCUCAAUAAUGCCCGGCGCGCGCAUGGAGGCUGCGCCGGCGCCGACGACGAGCGGGCGGCGCGCAUCAAUCCUGCCUCGGGCGCAACCCGCCGUGCGACACUACAAGAUCUCGCACCCUCUCGGCUUCCAAGAUUUCGACAAUUAAUUUUGUUUUCCAAAAUGAUUUGUUUUUUUUUGGUAAUCACCGGUUUGGUUUACUUAAAUACUUAAAUUAUUUUUAGCGUUCAUAUGGACACGUUGAUCUUGGCGUGCAUCAAUCCUGCCUCGGGUGCAACCCGCCGUACGACACUACAAGAUCUCGCACCCACUCGGGUUCCAAUACUUCGACAGUUGAUUUUGCUUUUAAAAAAGAACUAUGUACACCUACAUACAAAUAUUAUGUACAGCUCUCCGGGAAGCAGUAGGCUGAUUUCAAGGACUUCCAUUAUUUGCUAAGAUCCUGAAAAUCCACUUUCGCUCCGCUCACUUUCAUAACGUUCCUCAUACCUAAGUACAUAACUUGUAUAUAAUUCUUAAACAAUAUAUUGUGUGAUUCUUUAACAAGUUAUUGUGCGGUUUAAAUUAUUUUGAAAGUUUACAUUUUUAAUUUUAAUUUAAUAUGAAAUCAAAAUGUAAAAAUAUUCUUUCAAAUCAUAAACUUUGUAAAUUUUAUUA